Messenger RNA from Ailuropoda melanoleuca (giant panda), 2644 nucleotides. It is a transcript of the gene PRRT2, whose product is annotated as proline rich transmembrane protein 2. The record is from RefSeq and is a predicted model, not a curated record. The coding region runs from base 201 to 1298 and encodes 365 amino acids. The transcript has 3 exons. Gene Ontology annotation, cellular component: membrane. Lineage: Eukaryota; Metazoa; Chordata; Mammalia; Carnivora; Ursidae.
AGGGGACGAGCAGAGGGGAGGGGAGACCCGUCGCCUCCCUCCUUCGCUCGCUGACUCGCUCCCUCCCGGGCUGCGGCUGCUGCAACGGGGCGGCGGUGGCAGCAGCAGCGGGAGCAGUCUAGAAGCCGGCGUCGAGGAUUGCUGCUGUCUCUGCUGCUCCAGGCUCUCCCUCGAGAUCCUCUCCUCUCUCCCCUCUCAAGAUGGCAGCCAGCGGCUCUGAGGGCUCAGAGAUGAAGGGGAUAGAAGAGGGUCCCCAAACCCAAGGAGAAGGGCCUGGCCAUUCUGAAGCCGAAACUGGCCCUCUCCAGGUCCCAACUGGGGUCCCAGAUGAGCCAGAGGGCCUGCAGCGGGGCCCAGACAUCACUGGGGCCCCUGUGGACUCAGAAGCCAAAGCUGGGCUGGCCCCAGAAACCACAGAGACCCCAACUGGGGCCCCAGAAACAGCCCAGGCCAAAGACCUCAGCUCAAGCCCAGGAGGGGAACCAAAUGCCAACCCCAGCCCCGAAGAAGCAUGCCAAGAGCCAGCACCCAAACCAGAAGUGAAUAAAGAGGUCACUGCAGACCAGGGGUCCGAUCUGGGGUCUGCAGCCCCACUUGAGCCAGCCUCAGAGUCUGCUCCCCAGUUGGACCCCCAGUCAGACUCCCAGCCAGACUGCCAGCCAGGUUCCCAGCCCACCCCCAAGUCAGCUCUUCAGCCCGAGCCCCCUACCCAGGAGGACCCCACCCCUGAGGUCCUGACUGAGAAUGUGGGGGAAAAGCAAGAGAAUGGGGCAGUGGUGCCCCUGCAGGCUGGGGGCGAGGAAGAGGGCCCAGCCCCGCAGCCUCACUCGCCACCCUCCACAAAAACCCACCCAGCCAAUGGGGCUCCUCCCCGAGUGCUGCAGCAGCUGGUGGAGGAGGACCGACUAGGAAGGGCUCACAGUGGGCAUCCAGGAUCUCCCCGAGGUAGCCUGAGCCGCCACCCCAGCUCCCAGCUGGCAGGGUCUGGGGUGGAGGGGGGUGAAGGCAGCCAGAAACCUCGGGACUACAUCAUCCUCGCCAUUCUGUCCUGCUUCUGCCCCAUGUGGCCUGUCAACAUCGUGGCCUUCGCUUAUGCUGUCAUGUCCCGGAACAGCCUGCAGCAGGGGGACGUGGAUGGGGCCCAGCGUCUGGGCCGCGUGGCCAAGCUCUUAAGCAUCGUGGCGCUGGUAGGGGGGGUCCUCAUCAUCAUCGCCUCCUGCGUCAUCAACUUAGGCGGUGAGUGGGGGUCUGGGACAGGCUGGGAGGAAUGGAAGGGUUGGCAAGGGCAGCUUUACUAACCCCUGCCCCUGCUCUCUCCUGUCUGUCCUCCCUACUUCUCCUUUGUCUCUCCUUGUCUCUCCCCCCACCGUCUCUGUCUGUCCCUCCCUCUCCUCUCCCACAGUGUAUAAGUGAGGGGUUCUGCCCCGCAUUCCAAGACUUUUCUUCCUGUUGGGAGCUGCCUUGGGCCCAUCUUCCCCUGGGGGGAGCCCAAUCGAUGGCCCAGGCCCGCACCCAUAGGGACCAAGGGAGCCUGAGCGGCCUUGUUUACAGCUUCUUUCCUGCUCCUGCAUCCUGCCGGGCUCCUGUGCCAACCGUAGGCCUCUCUUCUCCCUGCACUGUUUCCAACCUCCCUGCACUUCUGCCUGCAUCCUUUCCAGCCUCUUGGCCUCCCUAUCCCUGCACUUCUGGAAACCUCCCUGCACUUCUGGAAAUCUCCCUGACCUGAACGUCUCCCAAACUCUCUCUGCUCUCAGCCUCCCUGCAUCGAUCCCAGCCUCCCUGCACUCCCUCCUCCCAACUUCCCCAAUUCCUUGCACCUCAGCCCCGGUGUCCCCCUUUCAACUUUCACUGUCUUGGCAUCUUCCCCCAUUCCUUUCUUCCUUCUCCCCUUUAUCAUCUCCCCUUCCCCCUCCACACCCUCUGCCCCCUUCCUCUUCCUGCCUCCUCUCCCCUCAGGAUCCUCUCCUCCUCCCUCCUGCUACCGUCUUCUCUGCAAAAACUCCAGCACUUAGAUCAGGCUGGGGGAGGGGAGCGGUGUCAGGGGAGGGCUCCUCAGCCCGGGUUACGACUAUUUUCUGUUGGGACCACCCAGGUCCUGACGCCCCCAGGGCGCCUCUGGGUCGCAGAGCUGGCAAGCCAGGCCUUGUCUGGGGACUUGUGCGGGGUGUCGUGCACUGUUGCUAGCUCUGUUCUGAGCAUGCACCUGGGAGGAGGAAGGGCGCGGCUGUUGACCCUUUCUGAUCAGCUGACCUGCCCCACCUGGGCUUUUAAACCGCUCGGCGAGUUUCUUAAAGGCGUCGGGGCUGGGGUCAUUCACGGGCUUUGUAACGGAAGAACCCCGAAAUAGGACCAAAGCUCCCAGAUGCAGGGAGCGAGGGAGGGGCGGGGAGCUCUAUAAUUAUUUUCCAAGAGGACGAGGGAGGUUUGUUGCACGCGACGGUCCGCUAGGGAGGCGGGGACCGAGCUACGACGCUGUUCGGAGUUGGCGGGUUUUGUUUUCUUAAAAAAAAAAAAAAAAGGCGUGUGGGGGGGAAACAAAGUCUUAAAAAAAAAAAAGGGAUACAUCAAACAGAUUCUCCGUUUUUGUAUGCCGGAUGCUGCAUGAGUCUGAAACACCAAUAAACGGACACUGCAUGAGACUCGC